Labeo rohita (rohu) is the source of this 2990-nucleotide messenger RNA. RefSeq lists its product as uncharacterized. The record is from RefSeq and is a predicted model, not a curated record. The coding region runs from base 210 to 1388 and encodes 392 amino acids. Gene Ontology annotation, molecular function: NAD+ binding. The transcript has 8 exons. NCBI's taxonomy places the organism in Eukaryota, Metazoa, Chordata, Actinopteri, Cypriniformes, Cyprinidae.
UUGUCAAGCAGCUUGUAAUGUUUUGCGGGAACGGUGCACUUGCACGGAUUUAAACAUGACGUUCAUUUUGCAGUAGAUAUCACGUUGAUAUAUAUGUAAUUCCCGGUCUGUUUUGUCGCGAGGGAUAUCAUAGAUUCUCUGCUGUUCGUUUGGACUGUCUUCCCUCCCUCCUCCUCCUCAGUCGGGUAAACAAAUACAGAGGUGUAAUUAUGAGCAAGGCGAAGUCGAGUCGGGACAGAAGGAUCGCUCCCUCCGGGGUCGCAAGGGUGACUCGCAGUUCCAUCAACCCUCAGGACUCUCAGCGCACAAAACCUACAGAUUCAGGCCUGGUCGAUGACCUCAGCCUCAUGAGCGUGAGUGAACAACAGGCCUCAUUAGCACGACAGCAACGCAACUACCACGUUCAAGGCCCAGAAAGGAAAGGCAAGUCCCACCAGACUUCGUCUCCCAGCACUAAGGCCGUUCUCUCCUCACCGUCUGGCAGCUCUGUCCCACGUGGGGCUUUGGGAACUAUAGGCCGCCUGAUGAAGCUUGGUCGGGUGCGAAACAUUGUGGUGGUUGCUGGAGCAGGUAUCAGCACGGCCAGCGGUAUACCAGACUUCAGGACGCCAGGGACGGGUCUUUAUGCAAACCUUGCGAAGUAUGACAUCCCUUACCCAGAGGCCAUCUUUAACAUCGACUACUUCUCAGACAACCCUCAUCCUUUCUUCUCACUGGCUAAAGAGCUGUACCCAGGACACCACCGACCAAACUACGUUCACUAUUUCAUCCGUAUGCUGCAUCAGAAGGGCCUGCUGCUCCGCAUGUACACUCAGAACAUCGAUGGACUCGAAAAAUUGUGCGGUAUUCCAGAUGACAAACUUGUGGAGGCUCAUGGGAGUUUUGCCACUGCUGCCUGCCACCUCUGCUAUACGCCUUAUCCUGCUGAGGAAGCCAAGCAAGCUAUAAUGAACGGCAACGUUCCCAUCUGUACGUUUUGCGCCGGGGCGGUCAAACCUAAUGUCGUCUUCUUUGGAGAAGAUUUGCCAGAAAAAUACUUUCAACAUGCUGAAGAUUUCCCAAAAGCUGAUCUUCUUAUGAUAAUGGGCACUUCUUUAAAGAUUGAGCCUUUCGCCAGCCUGGUCAACACAGUGAAGUCCACCGUGCCUCGUCUGCUGCUGAACCGUGAUCCAGUCGGGCCCUUUGAACGGAGGCCCCUGAGGAGGUGCGACUACAUGGAACUGGGAGAUCUCUCCGAUUCUGUCCGAAAACUUGCCGAGAUCCUAGGAUGGCAUACUGAGAUCCAAGACCUGAUGAACAGUCAUGAAAAUGGCCUUUGUUCUUAUACUGACCCCAGCAAUAGCAGCGGUGACAACAGUGACUCCUCAGAGACUGACAGCAUGCACUAAGAUCAUCCACAGACGUGCUCUGUAAGUUUGAAAUAUCACUGGUUAUGGCACUGGAGGCCUGGCAAGGGUUCAAAACCAACAGUGAUGUUUAUGUAUGUCAUUACAUCUGAAUGUUUUAUGUAUGUCAGUGUUCAUACCAGUAGUAACAGCAACAGCCAUGUUUGACCAAACAGUGAAACUUGGCCACGUUUCUGGUGGGAUUAGAUUUAUUUUAAAUCUAACAAAUUAUCUGUGUAGUGUCUGCUGCUCAUUUUGACUGAAAACCUACAUCUGGAUAUCUUAAAUUCUGGCACUUAUAAUAUUAUUGAAAGGCUGUAAUGGAUAAGCAGAGAACUGUAAUUUACUGUAAAUGUAAUUUGUGCGCAUCCUGAUUGACCACUAGAUUUUAAAAAAGUUAAUUGACUUAUCUUACAAUUUUGACAAUUUCUUGCAAUUGUGAGUUUAUAUCAUGCAAUUCUGACUUUUUUGUUUCUCACAAUUCUGGCUUUAUAACUCGUGAUUGUGAGUUUACAUCACAGAAUAGAAAAUUCAGAAUAGAAAAUAGUCAGAUUUGCGCAUUAUCUCGCGAUUCUGAUGAUUUCUCAUAGUUUCGCGUUUAUAUCACAAUUCUGAGAAAGUCAGAAUUGAGUUUGUCUCGCAAUUGAUUUAUUUCUCAAUUGUGAGUUUAUCACACAAUCCUGAGGAAAGUCAGAAUUAUGAGAAAGUCAGAAAUGCCCGUUUUUAUCUCACGACUCUGACUAUACUUCUCACAGUUGUGAGUUUGUAUUACAAUUCUGAGGGGAACAAAAAAGAAUCGCGAGGAAAAAGUCCGAUUUGCUGGAUACAAACUUGCAUUUGUGAGGAAAAAUGUCAAAAUUCUGAGUUUUUCUUUCUCAUAAUUAUAAGCUUUUAUCAAAUAAUUCUGGCAAAAAAAAAUUACAAGUUUUUAUUUUGCGAUUCUUACUAUUUCUCAUAGGUUUGAGUUUAUAGCACACAAUUCUGAGAGGAAAAAAAGUCUGAAUUGUGAGUUUGUAUCACGAAUUCUGAGGGGGAAAAGGCAAUUACAAGAUAUAAACUCACAAUUGUGAGAAAUAAAGUCAGAAUUGCAAGGUAUUUCACAAAUCUGACUGUCUUGUAGUUGUUUAUAUCACAAUUUUGAGGGAAAAAGUCAAUAACUAGAUUUAAAAACUCAAUUCUGACUUUUCUCGCAAACGCCAGUUUGUAUCUCGCAAUCUGAGUAAAAAAACAAUUGAGGAAAAAGUCUGUAUUUGUGAGGAAAAAUGUCAAAAUUGUGAGUUUUUAUUUCUCGUAAUUGUGAGUUUAUAUCACACAAUUGACAAAAUUGCAAUUCUGGCUAUUUCUCAUAGAUUUGAAUUUAUAGCACAAUUCUAAAAAAAAAAAAAAAAAAAAGGUCAGUGUUUGUAUCAUGAAUUCUGAGGAAAAAAGUCAAUUACAAGAUAUAAACUCACGACUGCAAGAAGUAAAGUCAUAACUGCAAGUUAUUUUGCAAAUCUCUCUCGUUUUGAAUAUAUAUCACAAUUCUGAGGAAAAACUUCAGAUAAAAUUCAGAAUUGCAAGUUAUUUUGCGAUGCUGAGUAUUGCUCGUAGGUUUGAGAUUAUAGC